Gossypium raimondii (Peruvian cotton) is the source of this 1454-nucleotide messenger RNA. RefSeq lists its product as uncharacterized. Lineage: Eukaryota; Viridiplantae; Streptophyta; Magnoliopsida; Malvales; Malvaceae. Bases 177 to 1151 code for a protein of 324 amino acids. Gene Ontology annotation, biological process: protein transport. The transcript is spliced from 6 exons. The record is from RefSeq and is a predicted model, not a curated record.
UGUGUCUAAUCUUGGUCCCAACGGAUCCCAACACCGAUGAUCUAAAAUUCAUGAUCCCCCUCCAAAUGUAUAAAACUAUUAACGAUAUAGAGUUUUGACUUUUCUCUGCAAUUCAUCGAUGAAAAAUAUCCCUUUUUAAUCAUCACUAACGAGAUUCUCCUCUGUUCUAUUCUAAAAUGUCUCUCUUAAACCAAUUGUUUAAUAGAGGCGUUUUUGGUGCAAAAUGUAAAACAUGCUUGAGCUUGGCAAUCUCGCGCAUCAAGUUGCUCCAAAAUAAGAGAGAUUUGCAGCUCAAGAAUAUGAGAAAAGAGAUUGCCCAAUUCUUGCAGGCUGGCCAGGAACCAAUUGCUCGAAUUCGCGUGGAACAUGUAAUCAGAGAACAGAACAUAUGGGCUGCAUAUGAGAUACUGGAGCUUUUCUGUGAGUUUGUUCUUGCCCGAGUUCCAAUUCUUGAAAGCCAGAAAGACUGUCCUCCAGAAUUACGAGAAGCUGUGGCAAGCAUAAUUUUUGCUGCUCCUAGAUGUUCAGAUGUGCCUGAUUUAUUGCAGAUCAAGAAUUUGUUUGCUACAAAGUAUGGAAAGGAAUUUGUCAUUGCUGCAAUGGAGCUUCGUCCUGAUUCUGGCGUGAACCGUGCAAUAAUUGAAAAGCUUUCAGUUAGUGCUCCAUCAGGUGAAAUAAGGCUCAAAGUAUUGAAGGAAAUUGCCCAAGAAUAUAGUGUAGAAUGGGAUUCUUCUGGCACUGAAGCAGAGUUCAACAAGAAAUAUGAAGAUUUACUGGCUGGAUCAAAGCAAGUAUGUGCUGAGGCUGCAGUUUCUCAAGCUCCCAGUAAACAAGCAUCUGGUAAAUCUUUGCCUUCUAAUGGGGCAAAAACUAUUUUGCCUACUGAUGCUAGGCCGGCAUCUCAACACCACCAAGUUCCCAGCCACAUGAGUAAAUUGACUAGUAGUGAAAUUGAGUCAUCAGUGAAAAAUGGUACUGCCGGUCCAAUUUCUGACAUUAAAACAGAGACAAAUUCACGACCAUCUGAUGUAUUGGAAAGAGCUCGAGCUGCUAUUGCCUCUGCAGAGCGUGCAACAGCAGGUGCACGUGCAGCUGCUGAGCUGGUGAAUGUGAAAUUUGGUUCACUGAAGCUACAAGGAGCUUCAUCAUAAUGUGUCGGUUGUUCAUUCACAUAUUCUUGUGAUUUUCUCAAGCAGUGUCUACUAAUAAGCAUAAGGAAAAGAAGGAAGAAUUUCAAAUAUAAAAGAAACUUGCUAUAGGUUAAACACUGAAGUAGUGAUAUGGAAAUCUUGAAGUUUGCUUGGGGGAAUUUGUAAUGCUUCUACCAUCGUAUCAUAUUCAUUUGUCAUAGUUUAAGACUAGAUUGUAGAUUUUCCAACAUUGCAUAUUGCCAGACAUUUGAGUUCCCAAACCAACUCGUAAGCAGAUUUUAUAAACUUAAUACUGUUUCUGAA